Molecule: messenger RNA, 982 nt
Organism: Arachis duranensis
Lineage: Eukaryota; Viridiplantae; Streptophyta; Magnoliopsida; Fabales; Fabaceae
Product: protein ULTRAPETALA 1-like
Cellular component (GO): nucleus; cytosol
Molecular function (GO): DNA binding
Source: RefSeq, a predicted model, not a curated record
UCUCUCUCUCUCUCUCUCUCUCUCUCUCUCUCUCUCUCUUUUUGGGUACCUUAAAAGCCCGUUAUAUAUCCCUUUUCUUUCGCACACGCCACAUUUGUUUUUUCAUUUAACUUUCUAUAUCGAAAACCCCCCAUCAUAUCGUUCGAUUGUUUUUUUCCGAUCGACCCACAUCUGUUUGUGACGAAAAACAGAGUCUUUUGGGGGAGAUAAUAAUAAUAAUGGCGAAUGGAGAGAGUGGGGUAGUGGCAGCAAUCUUCAGUGAGGAUGAGCUGAGUGAGGUGAGUGGCGUGAAGCGAGUUGGUGACUAUGUUGAAAUCACGUGCGGUUGUACUAGCCACAGGUAUGGUGAUGCUGUUGGAAGGCUUAGGGUUUUCGUUAAUGGCUACCUUGAAAUCACUUGUGAAUGCACCCCUGGUUGCCAAGAAGACAAGUUGAGUCCUUCUGCAUUUGAGAAACACUCUGGAAGAGAAACAGCUCGAAAGUGGAAGAACAACAUAUGGGUAAUAGUGAAGGGUGAGAAGGUUCCAUUGUUCAAAACAGUGCUACUCAAAUACUACAACCAAGUUUCAAAAGCUGCUGCUCUUAAAUCCCAAAGUGGAAGGUCACACCGUGAUGAGUUUGUUAGGUGACAGUGGAAAUGUUCUGAUCUCCAAUAUGACAAAAUUACAUGUGAUGAUGAAGAAGAACGAGGGAGCCGCAGAGUAUACAGGGGAUGCACUCGCUCUCCGACAUGCAAAGGUUGCACCUCCUGUGUCUGCUUCGGCUGCAGUAUCUGCCGCUUUUCAGAUUGCAGCUGCCAGACUUGUACUGACUUCACAAGCAAUGUCAAAGUUUGAUAUUCAUCCAUCUUCUUCAUAUAGGCUUGUUUAUGCCUAUAUCAAUAUUUUUAAUUUUCUAAUUGGACUCAACUUCCAGUCUGAAUUCAUCAAUCAUUGUUCUCAUUGACUGGAUCAUAAAAUUACAAUGUUAGUGAUUCUGAUUC